Molecule: messenger RNA, 1766 nt
Organism: Aspergillus homomorphus CBS 101889
Lineage: Eukaryota; Fungi; Ascomycota; Eurotiomycetes; Eurotiales; Aspergillaceae
Exons: 1
Coding region: 451-1740 (429 amino acids)
Source: RefSeq, a predicted model, not a curated record
UAUGUGCACCUCGCUUUCCUCAUAUGAUGACUUGAUGGAUCACUAUGAGGUCGACGUCGAAGGUGUUCCAUGCUGAGCUUUUCUCCACUUCAGCUUCAAAUACGAGCGCAUCUCAGAGUACCUUUACCCGGACAUCAUCUGGUUGGUGUCCCAUUCGCACAGCAAGUCUAUUCUCAGUCACAAUGCUCUUACUUCAACCUCAUAUCCAGUUCAAUUGUCUUGUUGCAUCUGUUUCUAUAUUCCUCGUUAUCUAUCACAAAAUCUCGCAUCGUUCCUGGUCAGAGCUCGCAUGCACUUUCUCCUCACUCUACAUGACAUACACACAUCCCUCAUUGAUCCUUUCCUCGUUCUCACGGCGCUGGCCUACCACCACCUUCUCCAUAACGAUCAUCUUGCAUAACACACAUCACGCUCUCACCAACAACCCGAAACCCUCUCCCUCGACAGGAAAUGGUAAACAAACGGCCCGCCCCGCCCCAAGGCCCAUCGCGCGCCCCAAAGAGAACCACUCCAGACCGACCAGAGGGCACAAACAACCAACUCCUCUCUCUACCUGUGAGCCCAAUCCGACUCCUCCCAAACCAAGACCCAAUAACGCUGGACGAAUUUCUCUCCUGGCCCGAAAUCCCCCUACCACCAGCAAUCCCCGCGUUCCACGACCUCGAACCGCAACCCAUCCGCGUAGGCCUCAGCCGCGACCUCCCCCUACACAAACAAGACAACUACAUCCACAACCCCGCCUACGAGCCGGUAUAUCUAAUCCCCAAUACACGGAGCAGCACCUACAGCCUACUCCAACUCGGAGGCGACGCACUCCCACCCACAGACGUCCUCCUACACAGGGACUUCAAAGACCCGAAAACCCGGCUAUUCGUCGCGCGCAACUCCCUCCAGGACUACCACACAAGACUCACAGCCGCAGUAACAACCUACCACGCCACCCUCCAAACCUGGCGCACCCAGCGCCGUAACUGGGAAGCCGGGCUACUGAUCGCGCUGGGCCGACAAUCCCCCGAGGAGACGGCGUCAAUGAUACGCAGCGAGUUAACGAAGGAUAAGUACCGGCCGUGGUUUGUUGGUAGCAGCAGCAGCAGCAGUAGCAGCGCAGGGGUAGCGGAGUACACGAACCCGCAUACCCUGCGCGACGGGCCGGUGGCGUUUGCGCUGCGCAAGCGGCUUGAUCAUGUCGCGCGCACGAUCAGCGAUUUGACGGAGCAACUGGUUCAGCUGUCGCGGGGGGGUGAUUGCGAGGCGCUGGGGGAGGUUGGCGGUGAGGAUGUGCUGGACGAUGCGAAUCCGGGGCUAGAUCGUGCGCGCUUCGUCGAUUGGGCUGUCGAGCGGGCUUUGCAUUGGCGUCUGGCUGCGCAGACAGGUAUGAUACCUGAGUUCUUGGGGUUGGUGGAUUUGAAUCUAGAUCUUGGUGCCGUGGGGGGGAGCGAGGAGGCCUGGCGGCCUGGGAGGGAGGGCCUGUUUAUGUCUGGCGUGCAGGGGCAGAUGCCCUGGGGUUUGCCGGCUUAUCGCUUCCAGUGGGAGAUUCAGCGGUUGAAGAGGGCGGUUAAUGAUCUUUUUGAGGCGGAGAUCAUGGAUUUGUUGUUUGGGGUCGAGGAGUGGUAUUUUGGGCUGGAGGAGAGGGAGAGGGUCAUUCUGCGGGGGGUUGCGUUGCGGUUUUGGCCCAUGCCGGCGGGGCUGUAUAAGAAUGUGGGAGAGGUUUUGGGGUUCACAAGUCCGUUUGGGGAUUGAGAUGUGUAUGCUGGUUUAUCCGGGGU